UUUCACGCCAGUGCCUGAGGACCACCCUUCCUGUUGCUGACGGCACAGCACGCACGCACUUUCACGAGAGUUUGUUUGUGGCCUGCUUAGCAUUGCUUAUUCUCAAACGUCAUUUUACCGCGUUUCAGGUUUUUCCGUUUUUCUCCUGUUUCAUCUGCGUGUAUUUUACCGGUUGCUGCUGACACCUAGCUAGAGUCUGUGUUUGUAGCCUGCUAGUUUUUUUUAGCAUCGCUUAUAUAUCUGUUUUCAGCCUUUAAUCCUUAAACAUCUGCCAUUUUUAAGCACGCAUCGGGUCUUACCGUAUUAUUGUCUUAUCGCGAUUCAACUGCUCGCAUAUUUCACCUGUAUCCGCGUUCUAUUUUUAUCGCGAUUAAACUGCUUGCAUUUUUUCAGCGCGCACCCGUUUUUUCUCCUCUGCGGUACACAGAUUAUUGCAUCGACCUCAAAGCGCCGCUUAUCAAGAACAACAACCACCACCAACAACAAACAAUUGUGUGAGGGAUUCACAUCAAUCUCAAACCCUCACCGCUCAGGAACAACAAACAAUUUGCGAUGUUGGCAGACAAAGUGGGCAAACAGUUGGGGCGCCCUACUUACUCUUUAACUGGAUGGCUGGUGACCAAGUUCCUGAAAUGGCACAAUGGGAUUUUGGAGCAGAAUGCUGUGAAACUGAGUAACAUUCAACCUGUCGACACCGUACUGGAGCUGGGUCAUGGGCCGGGUCUGGGUCUCCAGGCGGCCUCGAAGCUUCUCACGGGGCCGAAAGGAAAGCUGCUCGGGGUGGACUACUCAGUAUACAUGCAUCAGAUGGCCAGUGAGCUCAUGAAGGAGCAGAUAGCCAAAGGAAGGGUUAUUUUGCAUUGCUGUGAUUUGGCAGCUAUGCCGAUAGCUGAAAACAGCGUUGACAAGGUGUUUCACUGCAACUGUUAUUAUUUCUGGCCGGAUCUGAACGCAGGAGCGAGUGCCAUUCACAGAGUGAUGAAACCAGGUGGAAUUAUGGUUACAACUCUAAAUCUAGACAGUGUUAUCAAAGCAGCUUCAAUGAAAAUUCUCAGCGGGGAGAACUGGCGUCCUGAGGUCUACAUGGAAGCCUUACAGUCCUCUGGAUUCAAAGAUGUCCAAAUGAAGAGCAAAAGAGACAAAUUUGUUACAUUUCAAGCUAUUUUUGCCACUGCUGUGAAGUAAAUCAUGGGGUCUCCAAGACCGCAGUUUACAUGCCUGUGUAAUUUGAAGGAUCUGCCUUUUCGCAUUUGAUCAAUAUUGAAUCUGAAAUAAAGAUUAAUCCAAAAGGAGUCAAUGUUUGCCUAGUAUUAACUGAUGUUGCUGGGGGGACUUCUUUUUCUGCACCACUAAAAUGCCGCAUGAGACACAUAAAAAGCACGUGGAUUUUUGGCUAACAGCCUAGCCUGCCCACCUUUAUUUUUGCCCUUCAUGUUUGCACCAUUGUCAUAAGAUUGUCCCCUACAGUCCUGGAAUGGGAUGUUCAAUUCUUCAAGCCUGUUAAGAAUUAGUGUGGACAAGCCUAGAUCAGUAGAUUCAGGAGCUAUGAGAAAUCCCAAGAAGUGUUCCUUUAUCUCUGGUGUUUUGCCAAGACUUACAGUGCGCACAACAACAGACAUCUGUUCUUGGUGACUAACAUCUGGGGUGCAAUCCAAUAUUAUGGCAUAAUAUUUGGAGUCUUUUGAUUUCUGCCACCAUUUUGUCCAGUAUUUUGUCACUGACACAGCUUAUCAGCUCAUUUUGGAUAGUCUUCCCCAAGUAUGUGAUAUGCUGUGGUCCAAUGUCGAUUCGUCUCACGUGAUCUCUCAAAACAGGAUCAAAUUUAGCUAUCAGUUCCACUUCUUUUAGAAAGUUCCCAUUGUUCUCCUGAUAUAAUGUAUCAACAGAUCCCCUGAGUGCCAGAUUACUGCCAAGGACUGAAUAAUACUGAUUAAGUGUGUGAGAACAUCUCUCCAGUGAUUCUUUUCUGCUUCCAAGAGAUCCUUCCGUUUCACCAUGUUGUUGCAAUGAUCAAGGCUAUUUUCAUGAUGUUUCAGUAGUGCACCUAUAUUGACCCAAUCCUGUUGUCCCUCUGUUACCAGUUUUGUGGACUUCGUUGAGAACAAUUUGCAGCAGAAACAGUAGACUGCAUCUUUUGUAAUAUAUGAGCCAGCUCCGCUUGAUUUUUUUUCCCCCAUUGAUUAAUUGUCUGUAGGUGUAGUGGAAGCUUCGGCCAUCAGGUUUUUUUAGGGAUUGUGAAGUCUUUUUCUUUAUAGGCAGUGGCCCUCUGCUUACCAGAUCAGUCCUUUCUGAGUCGGACAGGAUAGAUGUCCACUCAGCUGGGUCAACUGGAGGAGCUGCUGAUUCAUAGUGUAGGUGUCACAUUCACAGUUGUCUUUUGUUUUUGUACUUUAACAAGAAUUUCAAAAUAAAAGUUCCUGUUU
Molecule: messenger RNA, 2423 nt
Organism: Xyrauchen texanus (razorback sucker)
Lineage: Eukaryota; Metazoa; Chordata; Actinopteri; Cypriniformes; Catostomidae
Exons: 3
Coding region: 553-1185 (210 amino acids)
Biological process (GO): sterol biosynthetic process
Cellular component (GO): endoplasmic reticulum
Molecular function (GO): sterol 24-C-methyltransferase activity
Source: RefSeq, a predicted model, not a curated record